This is a messenger RNA of Ictalurus furcatus (blue catfish), 3468 nucleotides long. Its product is annotated as globoside alpha-1,3-N-acetylgalactosaminyltransferase 1. Gene Ontology annotation, molecular function: hexosyltransferase activity. The record is from RefSeq and is a predicted model, not a curated record. Bases 739 to 1764 code for a protein of 341 amino acids. NCBI's taxonomy places the organism in Eukaryota, Metazoa, Chordata, Actinopteri, Siluriformes, Ictaluridae. Gene Ontology annotation, biological process: carbohydrate metabolic process. Gene Ontology annotation, cellular component: Golgi apparatus; membrane; vesicle. The transcript has 7 exons.
AGAACUCUAGUCUUAGUCUUUCUAUCACAGACAAAGAGGACUCACCAGUCACUACUAAAGUUUACAUAUCUCCACCUAAGUGGUUUGGUUUAUUGCAGAAUAGUUUCAAGCAGGAUAACAAUUGUCAAUACAGUGAUUAAAAAUAACAAUGGCAUAAUUCAAUGGUAUUCAUUCAGUUGACAGGUAUGCUAGAGCUCGGCUUAUGUCAUGCUCAUGUGGGUCAGGAAGUGGUUUUUAGGAAGUGGUUUAACACUUAUACACUACACACUUUAUAUAUACUUUUUUAUUUCAGGAUCAUGUGAUAGGUGUCAGUGAUCAUCCUGAUGACUCUCCAUUCUUCUUGCCUUUUCUUCUGAUCUCUACUUUCUUGCUCUUCUCUUGUCCUUGCGGGAUCUUUUUGCAGUGUAAGAUGUCACAUUGUCCUCUGAGGGAGGCUUUAGUAAUAUUUGGAAAGACGUCACCAAGAGUUACAGUUUGGUUUCUGGGUGUAAUUUGCUGUGUUGACAUAGGAGGUACAACACCACGGGAAGUUGAGAACUCCAAAUAAGAGGCUGUCUACAACAACACGCAUACACCCACACACACACACACACACACACACACACACACACACACACACCCACCCACACACGCGCACGCACGCACACACACACACACACACACACACACACACACACACAAGUGGAAGACGUACUGAAGGACAGUCUUUGGUACGUGGAGGACAGGAGAAACGUCAAAAUGCGUUUUUUACAGAAUUCAUAUCUGUUUUCCCUUAUUAUUGCCGGUUCACUCCUCGGGAUCAGUUACUUCAGCUACACAUCCUCCUGGUUCAGAGAUGUGUGGGAGUGCAGACUGACUGUGGAAGAAAAAAAACAUGGUAAUACAGACCUAAUCUUUCCUACAGGGAUUGCAUGCGCUCAGCCCAGUGUGAGUAAUAGUCGGCCAGAUGUCUCCACAACGACCCCGUGGUUAGCUCCAAUUGUGUGGGAGGGUACAUAUGAUUUGACGGUGAUUGACAACAUCUACAAACAACAGAACAUCACUGUGGCAGUCACCGUCUUCGCUCUGGGGAAGUACGUACGCUUCCUGAAGGACUUCCUAGAAUCUGCAGAGCAGCACUUCAUGGUGGGCUACCGAGUGCAUUAUUACCUGUUUACCGAUCGUCCGGACGAGGUUCCCACGGUAACGUUGGGGGAAGGACGUCAGUUGACCGUGAUAAAAACAGAAACCUCGAACCGCUGGCAGGAAAUCUCACUGCGCAGGAUGGAGAGAAUCGAGAAGCUCAUCGAGAAGGAACUCACCGACAAGGCAGACUACAUAUUCAGUCUCGACGUCGACUGCAAAUUCUACGCUCACUGGGGGGCGGAGUCUCUGGGCGACCUUGUUGGCGUGCUGCAUGCCGGGUUUUUCGGAACAUCUCGGGAACAUUUCACGUACGAGCGGCGUCCUGAAUCUCAGGCCUUCAUACCUUUACAAGAAGGAGACUACUACUACGGAGGUGCCGUGAUCGGAGGACGCCUCGACAAAGUGCACAAGCUGGUGAAGACGUGCCGCAUGCAGCUGGAUGUGGACCGAGCCAAUCACAUUGAAGCGGCAUGGCAGGAGGAGUCUCACCUGAACAAGUACUUCCUGUACAAUAAGCCCAGCAAGUUGCUCUCACCUGAAUACCUGUGGGACGACACAAAAGGGAAACCCAGCUACUUGAAAGUGGUGCGUUUCUCUCAGGUGUUCAAGAAGUACGCCGAGGUCCGACCCAACCCUUAAAGCACACUGUACUGUAAUGGGUUUCUCAGGAAAGAUAAAUGAACUAACGCCACUAACUCUAUCACCAUCAUCUCACAGGUUUCAACCACAGACUACACCAAGGUCUUCCAUCAGGAAAUGUUUGGUUACCCUACAUUAUAAGACAUGUUGAUGAUUAUAUUAAUAAAUUGUGUUUUCCUGGAUUUUUAGGUCCUAAUUAUGUUUGUAAGUUACACAAAUGCAAUAAAGACAAUUCUUAAAGGAAAUCUAACUCCAUGUCUUCAAACUUCAGUACAGGAACCAUGGUGCAGUAGUUGCUCUUCUUAAAUAUACAUUCUCUUUUAUCUACCUCAUUUAAAUAUGAUUGUUCUUGUGGAACAAUGUACAUCACUCUUUACAGACCUGAAAUACUCAGCACACGUUGUUGACGUCCACUGACCGUUUCACAAAAAGAAAAUGGUGUCGUUAACAUUAUCCAAAAAAACAAUAUUGCCAAAGACCUUCCUGUUUUUAUGUGACAUGUUUAGGCUUUGCAGCAUGAGAUCAGAAUCCCUUACUAUCGAAAAACCUCUGCAAGAGUGUCGACAUUACAUCAUCAAUAAGCGAUUAAUUCUGAUCGAGGUCGUGUGGAUCCAAAGCCUAUCCCAGGAACACUGGAUACGGGGCAGGAAUACACCCUGGAUGGGACACCAGUCCAUCACAGGGCACCACGCACUCAUAUUUACAACUAGGGGCAUUUUAGUGUAGAUAAUCCACUUACUGACAUGUAUUUGGCAAACCAGAGAAAAGCUAAAUAUACACGAUGACAGAGUAAAAACAGUUUGCCAUGUUAUACAGGGAUGGGAGGGGGGACAUUUAUUUUCCAGCACACGGAGAGUGAGUUCACAUGUUGUUGUAAGGUUCUAACAGAAAAGCAAAUAAAUCUCAAAGUAAAGGUUACUGUUGUUUUAUUGGAAAUGAUGAUUGUGUGCUGUGAAAGUGAAAGCACCUUUUACUACUAGUAAUAAUUAAUCUAUUAUAUAGCCAAAAUAAAUAAAGAAUUAAAACAAACUUUAAAAUGUUGUGUUUUGGGUAUAGUUCUUCAGUUCGUCUGUCGGCGAUAGUAUUCCUGUUACACCACCACGAUCUGUGAACGAUUACAAAUAUUAAAAAUGUAUUAAUGAAGGACUUUUUUUGUGUGAGACUCGAGUCUUCAGGACAGACGAGUUUACACGGUCCUGUAUCUCAGUAACAUAACAACUGCGUUUGUUCUGUUUUUUUGACUCGAAGAGAAACGCCUGUUUCACGCAUGAUUUGCUUGCAGGACUUAUGCUGGUAGGAUUACAGUUUCCCUCCACUGUAAAUAAAAGGCCAGAACCUGUUCCAGCAUCACAAUGCCCUUGGGCACAUAGUGACCUCCCCAAAGACGUGGUGCGCUACGGUUGGAACAAGGCGGAAGAACUCGAAACCCAGGGCUCAAAUCGAGACUAGACAUUCAGAGCUAUUGAUUCUUUAAACAAUGAAUUGAACAGGACACACCUGGGCAGCACGAAACACCUGUCAGUCACUUGUUUCAAUAUUUUUCCCCACUUGACAAAAUGGGUGAGGUUCAAACCAAAAGGUGUCGUGUUCUCAGUUGCUCAAGAUUUAAAUAUGAGGAAACAAAAGCUGAAAGUCUGAUCUACCGUCUCAUAUUCGUCUUUUGAGCUCAAACCCAAAUGUCUUCACUGUAUAGCGAAAGCAAUA